This is a messenger RNA of Gryllus bimaculatus (two-spotted cricket), 1569 nucleotides long. The record is from the annotation of a GenBank genome assembly. Lineage: Eukaryota; Metazoa; Arthropoda; Insecta; Orthoptera; Gryllidae.
AUGGUCGUGGGGCGCCUCAUAUGUUGGGGAGUCAUUGUGGAACAGUUGCUCCACGCCUUCUCCGGCGGCGAGGUGCGCGAGGUGCGGCACGCCUUCAACGUGGCGCGCCUCGACCGGGGGCUGCCCGACGCCGAGGUGCCCGGCUUCUCGGACGUGGCGGCGGCACUGGCCGACGACUUCCGCCGCUUGGCGGCGCUGCUGCUGCGCGCGCUCGCCACGGGCCUCGUGCGCCUGCCGAAGCGCACGCGGGUUGCAGCGCGACGUGUGCGUGUUGCAGGGCUGCAGGGCGACUACUUCCUGCGCUCGCACGCGCGCAUGAUGCAGUCGGGCAACGCCACGUGCAUGCGCACGCUCUACUACCCGCCGCUGGGCGCGGAGCCCACGGCGGGGCUGACGCGCUGCGGCGAGCACGCCGACUACGGCACCUUCACGCUGCUGGCGCAAGACUGCGAGGGCGGCCUCGAGGUGCAGCUGCCUAACCGCCGCUGGGGCCGCGUGGGCCAUCUCCCUGGCGCCAUCCUCGUCAAUGCGGGCGAGCUACUAGAGACGUGGACUGGAGGCAACUACGCCGCUCUGCGCCACCGGGUCGUCGUGCCGGAGCAGGAAGGCGCGCGCUGCCGCGGCCGCCACAGCGUCGCCUUCUUCGUGCACCCCGACGACGACACGCCCGUCGCGCCUCUGGCGCUCGCCCCGGCCGAGGCCGAGGCGCAGACGCAGGCGCAGGCGAGCGGCGUCGCGACGCCUCCGGGCCGCGGCCUGGCACGCCUCAUGUCGGCGCCCGCCGGCAAGCCCUCGCCCAAGCACAGCCCCAUCUACACGGCGUACCAGCACCUGCAAAUGCGCCUCCGCGAGACGUACGCGUCAUAGAGGGCGCUGCGCUGCGCUGCCCUGCGCUGCGCUGGGCUGGGGAAACAAUUGAGCGUGAUCGUUCAUCAUUGUGCUUUUGCGAUUCGCCAUCAUCGUCCAUAUUUUUUUAAUGACUCCCCAACUGAAGAUUUGUGUAGAAAAUCAUUUGGUUCUGAACAAAAUCUUCACCUUUUAUGAAACUAAAAUAUGAAUAGUUAAUGAAAUUUCAUUGAUUCUUUCUAUUUAAACGGGCAGUAUAAAAAAUUGUUGAAUAAAGACGGAAAUGACAAGAAUCAAGCCAAUUCAGUAGUCUCGCAUCAACUAUAAAUCAGGAAGCAAGUUACUCAUUCUGAUUCUCCAACUCAGUAUUCCAUCAUAAAAUCAAAUAAUUCAAUGUUAUAUAAACAUGUACAAACAUGGAAUUUAGCUGAAACCUGAAGAUGGUGCUGGGCCCAUCAAAGUCUAAACAUUACAUACCAACUUAUCAUUAUCAAGAUCUGUUUUACUGCAAUUUCCUGUAAAUGAUAUAUUGUAGAUACAUAUUUUAUUUUUAUUUAAUGUACUGAUUCAUAAUGAUCAUUGCUGGAAUUUGAACAUUGUUAAGAGUAAUCUCUCUUGUAAGACCUUGAAGUUCUUAAUGAAUAUGAUGCAAACAGUGAAGGUAAUGAAAGCAGCUCUCAACUGUGAAAAAGCAGUUAUGUAAAUAAAAAUAUUUUAAAUAAA